This is a messenger RNA of Tuber melanosporum (Perigord truffle), 968 nucleotides long. RefSeq lists its product as uncharacterized. The transcript has 3 exons. Lineage: Eukaryota; Fungi; Ascomycota; Pezizomycetes; Pezizales; Tuberaceae. The record is from RefSeq and is a predicted model, not a curated record. Bases 331 to 534 code for a protein of 67 amino acids.
CUUCAAACUACUGAGACAAUCAUGAAGCUUUCUAUCUUCGGUCUCACUGAUUGCGGUGACAGUAUCAUCGGAAAGCCUGUUCCACAAGCUCGCUAAGCACUUGGUGCCGCCUACGACUGGGUUGAAUGAGAUUCCGGGAGACAACCCUCUAAAAUACUGCCAUGAGGACCAUUCCGGUGAUAUCUUUACUAUCGAGAAGGUCGACCUGACCCCCAAUCCGCCCAUCCGUGGGAAACCUCUUACUACGCAAGCUGUUGGCGUUCUCAAAGACAAGGUUUCCCGAAUAGCACCCAUGUCGACGUUACCGUUAAAUAUGGCCUCAUUACGUUGAUGAAGCAGUCACUGAACAUCUGCGACCAUGUGGGUGAGCUUGGCCUCGAAUGCCCGAUUGAUCGAGGCAGGGUGACGCUGACCCAAGUGGUCGAUGUCCCCAAAUUUAUUCCUCCCGGAAAGUACACUCUCAAAUGCAACGUAACGAUCGCCGGUGUCAGGCCCAUAACGUGCCUCACUGGAACUAUCGCAUUUGGCGGCUGAAUAUCCACCUCGCUUAUUUCAUGAUCAGAAAUAAUACAAUAUAUCCUUGGUUGCCAUGCAGUCGGUGGGGGGGGACGGUUAGACAACGGGCUGGUUCUCGUGGCGAACAUUCGUUAAUAAGUACUUACUUAGCGGUGUGGAAACAACAUUCAUGUCUGUGCGCUCAAUAUAGUUGGCACAUCUCUUUUCGCUGUGUCAUAUCACCGCGGCCGUUCCCAGCCUCUGCCUUCUUGCCCACUUUUCUAUUCCUGCAGAACAGCUUGAGGUCAAAUUGCGGCCCCAAAUAGAAUUCCGUUUCACAAGAGUUUACAUCUAACAUUCGCUACCACUACAUCGGGGUGCUUAUUUCUUGUUCUUUGUUUUUCCCUCUUCAAUAUGGUGGACGAUGUUACUAAUCACUGGCGCUCCACUGAAGACAUGUCCUAUACUCAUAU